AUGAAAGCGUUUGCAGACUCAGAUGAGUCUUCCCGCCACGAUUCACCGCCAUCAUCAAUGGUCCUUGAAGAUUCGCCGUACGAGCCGAGUGAUGAAGAAGCUAGAUUAUACUACUAUGGCUUGCCUUCCGGCCCCCGCUUGGUGGCUCGAUCUAGUGGACUGCAGUGGCGUCACAAAGAGCAUGGGGAAACUCACCCUCGGGUCAAAUUUCUCAAACACGUCGGCAAGCAUUCCAUCAUCGACAAGUGGAAUCCACAGCUUCAGAAACAAAUUAUCGAUGUUCUAUCGCCUGCCGACUGGACUUCUAUCGAUAUUUUGCGAAUUGGCUACCGGGGACCGGACAAUGAUGGCGUGUGCCCUGUGGUACUCUGGAUUGGCGUUACCGGCGGAAGCCUAACUUGGCGUGAUGGAUUGACCAUUGUGAAUGCCUGCAUCGCCAUUCUGAAAAGUCACGAACUCCCCGAUAUUGAAUGUGAGAUCAGGGAAUCACAAGUCUGGGAACUGGUACAGACAACACCACCAGUCCUAUAUCUACCGCCGGUGUCUGAUACCAAUGCGACGGCUGAAUACCAACUUCCACUAACUGCCUCUCCUGGCCAAGCAAUUGGUCCUGAGGGGUCCAACGUUGAAGGCACUCUCGGCCUAUACCUCAAACCCGGCGAUUCUAAUCCACAAAUUCAGAGCAUAUGGACCGUUACUUGCAGACACGUCGUCCAUCCUUACGAUAACAAGAAGGAUGCAUAUCGGUUUAAGCCUGCUACCGGCCAGCCGCGCACGUAUAUGCUAUUACCCGGAAAUAUCACUAUUGACAAAAUGGAGAAAGAUGCCAAGAUCCAGCUGGAUGCGCAAGCUGAUCGGCUGCAAUAUGCUGAGGAGAGGUUGAAGCAAUGUGAGCCCGAAGAAGAGCAGGGGUGGGAAAACGAAGUGCAUGAAGCGUCUAUUGUGGAUAAAGACACUCGGGAAUUUUUGGAAAAUAUACUACCUAAAUGGCAAAGCAAGGCUAAUCGCAGAUUAGGCCAUGUGGUAUUUGGCCCUCCAGUGGAGACUGCUGAUCCUAUUGACACAGCGGAUGCGUUUGGACCCCGUCGCGACUGGGCACUGAUAGAGCUUGAUCAAGCAAAGUUUUCAGAACCCAUAACGAACGCCGUUGAUAUUUUGAUCGGGCUUGGGAUGAGCCGUCAAAACCUGGUAACAGUGCUUCAUCCUGACCCAGCGAGUCCACACAAGUUCAGGAUGCCACUCAACGGAAAACUGCGUCUUCAGCACACAGUACCGAUCAGUGAGCUGAAGAACCCGAAAAUGCUUGACAAGAACGGAGACCAGUGCCUAAUAGUAGGCAAGAGAGGCAGAAGCACUGGCGUAACAUGGGGAUGCUGCAAUGAGGUGAAAUCGAUUGUACAUGCCAGUGGCGAAACAACGAUGGAAUGGUGUGUAGUUGGUGGCGUCGACAGGCGAGCUUUCGCACCUUUCUCAAAUAAAGGAGACUCGGGAUCAGCCAUUUUCGAUGUCAAUGGCAGAGUUGCUGGAAUAUUGACUAGCGGCGUGGGUUUGACAGCGACAUCAGACGUUACGUAUAUGACACCGAUGGCAUGGCUACAGCAGGAUAUGAAGAAGUGCGGUUAUACUGUUGAAAUUACAUAG
Rhinocladiella mackenziei CBS 650.93 is the source of this 1641-nucleotide messenger RNA. RefSeq lists its product as uncharacterized. The transcript has a single exon. The record is from RefSeq and is a predicted model, not a curated record. Lineage: Eukaryota; Fungi; Ascomycota; Eurotiomycetes; Chaetothyriales; Herpotrichiellaceae. Bases 1 to 1641 code for a protein of 546 amino acids.